AUGGAAGAUAUAGAGAAGAAAAUAUAUGACCUAUUUAAAUACACCUUCACUACCAAUUGUGAUAUCGACGAAGCUCCUAUGACUCAGGAAGAGCUAGACACUCUUGAUGAUCUACAGCCUUAUGAAAUUUUGGAAAAUCUGAAAGACAUUAUCACAGACUUGCUCAACUUCAAAAAACAAUUCAAAACAACUGAAGCCGCUGAGCUUAUAAAUCGAGCCGAUCAAUUCGAAAAAAUGCUUCAAAAACUUGAAGCUGAUAUCAGGACACAUAUAAAAAUCGAGCAGCAAAUGAAACUACAGCUGGAUAUAGCUAAAAGCAAAGUUGAAGAAUAUGAAAAAGGGAAUAAAAACGCUAAAAUGCCUAAAAACCAUUUAAAACUUAGGCUAGAUUUAAAACUAGGCCACAGCCCGAAGCAAACAAAAGAAGAAAAAGCAGUUUCGUAUAGAGAAAACUACAAAGAGAUAGAUAAGAUUAAGAAAAAAUAUGAAGAAAAGCUGCAACAAAUUACAGAGGAAAGCGAAAAUAAAGAGAAAAAUAUUAAACAGCUGGAAAUUGAGCUUGCCAAGUUGAAAAUUGUGGUAGAAGACAAAGAAAAAGAAAACGAAAAAAUAAAAAAUCAGCUGAAUAUAGAAAAAAACGUCAUAAAUCUGAAAAGACUUGAGCAAAGGACAAUUAUAAACUCUGGGUAUUUAAAAAAGAAACUAGAAGAAAAACCAUUACUCCUACCUGCUGGCUGAAGAGGCUAAUAUUUUUUCUUCUAAAUACGGAAAGUUUUAUCUACAAAAUUUAUUUUAGAAUGAAAGCAGUUAAAAUUUCAAUAGAAUUGGCUAGAUUUGAUCAUGUAUAAUUGCCACUUAUAUUUUUUAUAAAAAAUUUUUGGUCGCUCUGGUGGGCUUUUGCCUCAAAAAAGGGAUUUUUCUCAUGGUUUUGUUUGCUGAAGAGUGGGUGAGAGCUAGGAAUCUUGAGGUUUAAUAGCCAAAUAAAGGACAGAACACCUAUAAAGGAUGUAAAAAUCCGAAAAGCAUCAAGAAAAUCACUUGGUGGGAAUGAGUCAGCAAAAGACUCUUCGCCAUAUGGCGUUUGACAUGAAAUAAACAGUUCCUUUAAGAAGAUCACGAUGUUCAAAAAGUCAGAUAUUAUGUCGCAUAAGCAUUUCAGAAGCUUUUCUGAGUAUGAUAGACCUCAGAGUUUGAAGAAAUUGGCUACUUAA
Molecule: messenger RNA, 1211 nt
Organism: Blepharisma stoltei
Lineage: Eukaryota; Ciliophora; Heterotrichea; Heterotrichida; Blepharismidae
Source: the annotation of a GenBank genome assembly